Haliaeetus leucocephalus (bald eagle) is the source of this 2373-nucleotide messenger RNA. It is a transcript of the gene RABGEF1, whose product is annotated as RAB guanine nucleotide exchange factor (GEF) 1. Gene Ontology annotation, molecular function: DNA binding; zinc ion binding; guanyl-nucleotide exchange factor activity. Gene Ontology annotation, biological process: vesicle-mediated transport. NCBI's taxonomy places the organism in Eukaryota, Metazoa, Chordata, Aves, Accipitriformes, Accipitridae. Bases 119 to 1714 code for a protein of 531 amino acids. Gene Ontology annotation, cellular component: endocytic vesicle; cytosol. The record is from RefSeq and is a predicted model, not a curated record. The transcript is spliced from 10 exons.
CCGAGGAGGGGAGGAAGCGCCCGGCCGCCGUGAGGGGAGCGGCGCCGAGGGAGGAGCGGAGAGCGGAGCAGCGCGGAGCGGCGGCUCGUCCCCGCCGCCCGGGGAAAACAGGAAGAAAAUGAACCUGAAAUCUGAACGCAGAGGAAUUCACGUCGAUCAGUCAGAGCUACUGUGCAAGAAGGGAUGUGGUUACUAUGGCAAUCCUGCUUGGCAGGGAUUUUGCUCCAAGUGCUGGAGAGAGGAAUACCAUAAGGCCAGACAGAAACAGAUUCAAGAGGAUUGGGAGCUGGCAGAGCGGCUUCAGCGUGAGGAAGAAGAAGCAUAUGCCAGUAGUCAGAGUACCCAAGGGGCACAGUCACUGACCUUUUCAAAAUUUGAAGAAAAGAAAACCAAUGAGAAAACGCGAAAGGUCACUACCGUGAAGAAGUUCUUCACUGCUUCUUCCAGAACAGGAGCUAAGAAGGUGGCUCAAGAGAAAAUCGUUAAGCCAGGACAGCUUGGGAGGGAGCGAAAUGCUGAUAACAUUCUCAGGGAUUUGAAGGAGAUUUUUACUCCCUCCUGGGAACUGGCUUCCCCUACUGAAGAGAUCCAAGAAGCCAAGGCUCCCAGCCCUUCUAUAAACAGGCAGGCUAGCAUCGAGACAGAUCGAGUAUCCAAGGAAUUCAUAGAAUUUCUCAAGACGUAUCAAAAGCCUGGACAAGAUAUCUAUAAGCAAUGUAAACUAUUUUUGGACACAAUGAAUCAUAAAAGGGACUUAAGCAUUGAGGAGCAAUCUGAAUGUGCCCAGGACUUCUAUCAAAAUGUAGCAGAGAAAUUACAGACACGUUGGAAAGUGCCCCCUGAAAAAGUAGAGAAAGCAAUGGAUCAGAUUGAAAAAUAUAUUAUGACUCGACAGUAUAAAUAUGUCUUUUGCCCUGAAACAACUGAUGAUGAGAAGAAAGAUCUUGCUGUCCAAAAGAGAAUCAGGGCUUUGCACUGGGUAACUCCACAAAUGCUGUGUGUUCCUGUCAAUGAAGAAAUUCCAGAAGUCUCCGAUAUGGUUGUAAAAGCAAUUACAGAUAUUAUUGAAAUGGAUUCAAAGCGUGUCCCUCGUGAUAAAUUAGCAUGCAUCACCAAGUGCAGCAAGCAUAUAUUUAAUGCUAUUAAAAUCACAAAAAACGAACCAGCUUCUGCUGAUGACUUUCUUCCAACACUUAUAUACAUUGUUUUGAAGGGAAACCCACCCCGUCUGCAGUCUAACAUCCAGUAUAUAACACGCUUCUGUAAUCCAAGCAGGUUAAUGACAGGAGAAGAUGGCUACUACUUUACCAAUCUGUGCUGUGCUGUGGCCUUCAUUGAAAAACUGGAUGCUCAGUCUUUAAAUCUAAGCCAAGAAGAUUUUGAUCGUUUUAUGACUGGUCAGACAUCCCCGAAGAAGCAAGAAUCUGACAGUUUCUCACCUGAUGUGUGCCUGGGUGUUAAGCAAAUGUAUAAAAACUUAGACCUCCUGUCUCAGUUGAAUGAGAAACAGGAAAGAAUUGUCAAUGAAGCCAAGAAGCUUGAGAAAGACCUGAUAGAUUGGACUGAUGGAAUAACAAAGGAAGUCCAAGAUAUUGUUGAGAAAUAUCCAUUAGAAAUAAAACCAAAAAGUCAAGCCUUAGCAGCUAUUGACUCUGAAAAUGUGGAGAAUGACAAGCUGCCCCCACCACUGCAGCCUCAGGUUUAUGCAGGAUAAUUAUCAGUAGUAACUCUGAAAAGCAUCAUUAUUCUCACCUAGUACUAUCAGCUACUUGGGAAGGGAAGUACAUUUAAGGCUAAAAAUCAGAUGAGCUUAAAUCAGUACAUUUUUAAAGGUACAUUUUUUUGUUAAGUGUAAUGAAUUGUAUUUAUUUUAGUCAAGUAGAUUUCUAUUAGGCUUUUAUGGGUUUUUGAACUGAAUUUAAAUUUUCUACACAAACCGGUGUAAUUUUUAAGCAACACUAGUCCAUUGACAUUUUUCCUGAAAGCUUCCUUGUAGGCAUGCACUUACUUGUUUUUAAUAAGUAGUUUAACUUGAAUUCGAGUCCCAGCAGAAACUCAAAAGGUACCAAUGUUAGUCUGAAUUUAUUCUGUAGCUGUAAAGAUGAAAUAUAUAUUGUAAAAUAUGUAAAAUUGUAAAUAGAUUUAAAAUCUAAUGUCUCAACUGUGCAUGACAUCUUGUGUAUGAGUGAAAAUGAUAUAGAAGUGUUCAUUUUAGCACCUUUCAGUUAAAUCAUGUUGCAGUAUAAAGGCAAGUACACUGUUAAUGUUUCAAUAAGCUAGAUGGUAUAACUGAUGAAUUGCAGUCAGAGAGGAUAUUGUUGUAAUGAUUUGAAAACUUGACACUCAUCUCAAUUUGCUCUGUAAAAAAAAAAA